AUGCACUACUAUUCCAAGAUUCCUUUAAUGUUGGAACAUAUGUUGCACCCUGUAGGAAAGUCAGCAACAGUUAGCCACUACGUAGAUGUAAAAGUCAUUGACAAAAUCCACGAACUUGUAUCGACAAAUAUCACCAAUCCCGUAAUGGUUAGUAAAUGUCUUGAGCAAUAUGUCGAGAAAGAGCUUUUUGGUAAUAGCAGCGAAAAACCAAUUAAAUCCAACCGAAGAUACUACCCCAGUAGACAGGAUCUGUGCAACCACAUUGCAAAAACAAUUAGCGUGAACAAAUAUUCCUGUUAUGAUCAAGAAUCCUUAAGAGUGAAAGUGGAUGAAUGGAAGAAGAAAUCUCCAAAUUCUAAUUAUUUCCUAAGGACAAGAGAUGAAGUUAGCGGCUGUGAGGAAAAAAAUUCUUAUUUGUACAUCAGGAGUAAUGGCAAAGAAAACUUCUUUUAAGGUACGGUGGAGAGCUUGUUCUUAUGGACACAAUAUAUAAAACAACGAAGUACGUCAUCCCUCUAUUUUUCGUCUGCGUAGAUGGAAAUACUGGAUACAUGGUUGUAGCUGAGUUUAUGUGCCAAAAUGAGGACUCGGUGAGCAUUGAAGAGGCCCUUGGAAUUUUAAAAACUUGAAAUCCAUCCUGGAACCAGAAGUAUUUCAUGGUUGAUCAUUCUCUAGCAGACACUGACGCCAUUGAAAAAUAUUUCCCCGAAGUGUCCGUAUACAUAUGUGAUACGCAAUGAGAUAAAAACAUUGUAACUAUGUUGUGAAAAUUAGAGAUUCAUUUCUCAAUAAUCCCAAGCUAUUUUGGAGCUACCUUGUGUUCUUUUCCUCUGUUUUUACCUCUCCUCAAUCAAACAUUGGUGAGGGCAAUACCGACAAUUCACUUCCAAUAAGAACAGAACAACAUCUAUCUGACAUCGCAAUUGGUGUAGACAAAGUUGCCAACUGUUUGCAUGGUCUGGAUACAUCGAAAGCAAGUGGCCCCGAUGGUUUACCAUCUAUGCUAUUGAAAGAAUGCACCCAACAAAUAGCACGAAGUCUAUGUACCUUGUUCAACCAUUCACUGCAAUGUGGUCGAAUGCCAUUAGAAUGGAAAUCAGCGAACAUUACUCCACUGCACAAGCAGCUGCUGAAAGAACCAGCAGAAAACUAUCGUCCCAUUUCUCUCCUUCCUAUAGUCAGCAAAGUUUUGGAACGUUGUGUGUAUUCCCAAUUUUACGAACAUGUCUUUCAUCUCAUCACUCCUCAUCAACAUGGUUUUCUACGAAAUCGUUCCUGUGUUAUACAAUUGCUCUCCAUGCUUCAUUCUAUAGGACAAAAACUUGAUAAGAACGAACAGACUGACAUAGUGUACCUUGACUUCGUGAAAGCCUUUGAUUCCAUAGAUCACUCCAUUCUCCUUCAUAAACUUAAAUGCUAUGGUGUAACAGGAAGGCUGUUAAAUUGGUUGAGUGAUUACCUCAUCAACCGUCAUCAGAGAGUCAUAGUGGAUGGUGCUGCAUCCAAAUGGACUCCAGUUACAUCCGGAGUGCGGCAAGGUAGUAUCCUGGGUCCAAUGUUGUUCAUUAUAUUCAUCAACGAUGCUCCUGAAGUCAUCAACAACAAAGUAGUUCCAGCACUAUUUGCAGAUGACACUAAGCUUUACAAGAACAUAACAUCAGUGAAUGACUGCAACCAGCUGCAAGAAACUUUAACAAACCUUGAUACUUGGAGUCAGGAUAACAACAUUAAAUUCAAUGGGUCAAAGUGUAAAGUAUUGUUGGUGAUGCGCAAGAAGGCCCCAGUUUCUUUUCCUUACCACCUCAGGUCAAAAGAGCUGUUCAGAGUUGAUGACGAGAAAGACCGUGGUGUAAUCUUUUCCAGCAAACUGCAGUGGAACUUACAUAUCAACCAAAUUGUAUCAAAAGCAAAAAGGCAGCUUGGUGUGCUUAAGAGGACUUGCUACUCACUCACAGACAUCAACAUCCGACGUACAUCGUAUCUUUUGUUGGUGAAGUCAAAGCUCGGCUAUGCCAUACAAGUUUGGUCGCCUACUCACAACAGACAACUCAGUGAAAGGAUUGAAAGAGUACAACGAAGAGCCACAAAAUGGAUUCUAAGAACCGGGACUUGUGAAAUACCACAUAAGCAAUGCCUGUUGAAGUUGGAACUCUUACCACUCUCCUACGAUAGAGAGAUGAAAGAUCUUACCAGAUCAUCGAUCUUAACAUUAACGAUUGUGUCUCUUUUGUUCAACAUGGACGUACUCGACUUAGCCAAGCUACUGGUGUAA
Paramuricea clavata is the source of this 2272-nucleotide messenger RNA. Lineage: Eukaryota; Metazoa; Cnidaria; Anthozoa; Malacalcyonacea; Plexauridae. The record is from the annotation of a GenBank genome assembly.